Callorhinchus milii (elephant shark) is the source of this 3740-nucleotide messenger RNA. It is a transcript of the gene uap1, whose product is annotated as UDP-N-acetylglucosamine pyrophosphorylase 1. Gene Ontology annotation, molecular function: UDP-N-acetylglucosamine diphosphorylase activity. The coding region runs from base 551 to 2110 and encodes 519 amino acids. Gene Ontology annotation, biological process: UDP-N-acetylglucosamine biosynthetic process. The transcript has 10 exons. NCBI's taxonomy places the organism in Eukaryota, Metazoa, Chordata, Chondrichthyes, Chimaeriformes, Callorhinchidae. The record is from RefSeq and is a predicted model, not a curated record.
GGGAGGGAGGGAGAAGGCGGGGAAGACACGUUGCGCCAAGUGGGGUCUGGUCUGUGAGUGGCUGCCGCCGAGAGGCUCGGCUUUUGGACCGAGUGGCUUUAAAUUAACUCACUGUGGGCUUGAAAACCCCACCGUUAGAGUGAGAGAGAGAGAGAGAGGAGAGGAGGUGACACCUUUAUGAAGCCAAGUGACAGUGACACUGCUGCUGUACUCACUCACUCACCGCGGAUCCGGGGCCUAAGGAACGGGCUGUUGCGGGUGGGUUUACACACAGACGGAGAGAGAGAGAAAAAAAGAAAGAGCGAAGAUUAUCUGACAUUAUAUAUAUAUAUUUUUUUUUAAAAAGUGAGAAUAACGCGUCUCGACGUUCGCUGACCCCCCCAAUUAAAAGUCUUCGGGAGAGGAAAUCCAUCCAAACCGUAUUAUUAGAGAGGGAACAGUGAGCUGACGCUCGGUGUUGGCCGCCGCGGGUUGAGGUUUGGUCUCGAGGAGCGAAGGUUCUGGAAGCGGCGGUUUAACGGCUCUCCCCCCCCGGGCGGCGGUUGGGAGGAUGGAGGCGCGCGCGCUGCACGAGCGGCUGGCGCCGGACGGUCAGGAUCACCUGCUGCGCUUCUGGGGCGAGCUGAGCCGGGCCGAGCGGGCCGAGCUGCAGACGGACCUCGGCGGCUGCCACUUCCCCGACAUCCUGCGCUUCUUCACCGAGGCCGUCAAGCUGUCCGGGCGCCAGCGGCAGAGGCUGGACGACUGCAUGGCAGCCGUGCCCAAGGAGGCGCUGGGCAGCGUGACCAGAGACCGCGAGCGGCUUCGCGACUGGGACAAGGAGGGCCUCUAUCAAAUUUCUGAAGGGAAAGUAGCUGUCCUGCUUCUAGCGGGUGGGCAGGGAACACGUCUUGGAGUUACCUACCCUAAAGGAAUGUAUGAUGUUGGUUUGCUGACACACAAAACUCUAUUCCAAAUUCAAGCUGAACGUAUUCUGAAACUACAACAGAUGGCUUCAGACCAGUUUGGAAGGAAAUGCACUAUUCCAUGGUAUAUCAUGACCAGUGGUAGGACCAUGGAAUUUACAGAAGAGUUUUUCAUUAAGAAUCACUACUUUGGUUUGCAGAAGGAAAAUGUUAUCCUUUUCCAACAGGGAAUGUUGCCAGCUAUGACUUUUGAUGGGAAAGCCAUUCUUGAAGGAAAAGGCAAAAUUGCAAUGGCACCAGACGGAAAUGGGGGGCUUUACCGAGCACUUGGAAACCAACAGAUUUUGGAGGAUAUGGAAAGCAGAGGAAUUGGUUAUAUUCACGUAUACUGUGUUGAUAACAUCCUUGUUAAGGUGGCAGAUCCAACCUUCAUUGGCUUCUGUGUGAAGCAAGGAGCUGACUGCGGAGCAAAGGUGGUAGAAAAGACAAAUCCAACUGAACCUGUUGGUGUCGUAUGUAAAGUAAAUGGCCUGUAUCAGGUUGUAGAAUACAGUGAAAUCACCCUGGCUACUGCAGAGAAGAGGAAUGCUGAUGGACGUCUAACAUUUAGUGCAGGAAAUGUGUGCAACCACUUCUUUACACUGCAGUUCCUAAAAGAUACUGUUAAUAUUUACGAGCCUCGGUUGCAGCACCAUGUUGCUCAGAAAAAGAUUCCUUAUGUGGAUGACCGGGGGCAGAUAAUUAAACCAGACAAACCUAACGGUAUCAAGAUGGAAAAAUUUGUAUUUGACAUCUUUCAGUUUGCAAAGAAAUUUGUAGUGUUUGAAGCUUUGCGAGAAGAUGAGUUUUCACCACUGAAAACUGCAGAUAGUCAGGAUGGAAAAGACACUCCCACCACAGCACGUCAAGCCCUGAUGUCUCUGCAUCAUCGCUGGAUUCUUAAUGCAGGAGGCCACUUUGUGGAUGAAAAUGGAACCAGGAUUCCUGCAAUUCCCAGUUCUACAACUGGAAUGUCAGAAGCAGUCACUACUGAUGUCAAUGACAACCUAAAGGAGCUGACUGAUAUUCCAAUUAAAUGUGAAAUUUCUCCACUGGUAUCGUAUGCUGGGGAGGGCCUGGAAAAACGUGUUGCAGGACGAGAAUUCCGGCCUCCGCUGAUUAUAGAUGAGAAAGGGGUCCAUGAGUUGACAAAGAAUGGGAUAUAAAAAUGGAGAGAUGUGAUUGAUGCAGCAGACACUGCAGUUAUAUGAAAUUAUUAUAUUUUUAAGUCAAAUUUGUGCAGCAUGAUUUAACUGGGACCAUGUAUACACAAUUCCAAGAUUGUAGAUGGCAGUUAAUGUAUAUUUCUCGAACCAUGAUUUAAAGAUUUGUUUUAUUUUCUUCAAAAGAAAAAAUAGUAAACUAUUUUAUAGUUUUAGUAUUUAAAUAAUUUGCAUAGCUUUAGAAACUUAUUUUUUCAGUAGAACCUAUUCCGUGGGUGUUGCAUUUUUGUAGUUUUCACUUUUGGCAUUUAGCACCUGAAUAUUGCACAUUAGGCUGUAUGUCAAGCAAUGUACUGGAUUGCUUUUUAAAAAAAACUUUUUUUUUUCAAAAAUAUUCUGUUUGGUGGCAGUAUAAGCUGAUCAUCAAUUAUAAAGACUGUCAUAACAAAUUGCCUUAAUGGCACUUGUAGUUGAACAAUAUAUUGUCACACAGAUUCUAUGUCCUAUAUUUACUGGUCUCGUGAAGGAAGAAAAGCUGAGGGCAGUUCCUCUGUGUGAAGUAUAUCCCUCAGAGAGUUCUCAAAUAUUUAUCACCAUAGAACUUGGGUAAACAAAUCAAUAAUAUAUUUAAUACCAUUAUCUUUAUCAUAAUGAUGCUAGCCUUUUGAAUUUCUGCUUCUUUAGUCUGUGAUGUGGUGGAUGUUACUCUGCAAUAACAUCUCAAGAGAAGCUUCACUGGUAAUGUUUGGCCCAAACUAGGAUUGAUCAAAAGUCACCGGCUGCUUAUUCUGCUGAUGGAAGGCCCUCUACGGUUAUAUGAGACCAGAGUCAGUUGUAGCCAAUUUGGCUUUAAUUAAAAUCAGCAGAAAUACUGUCAGAUGUUUUAACUUAUGUGAUUAGUUUCUUGAGGAAGCGGAGGUGAAAACUGAUAGUCUCUGAGAGGGUUAAAAUGAGGAUAUUUUAUACCAGGAUAAUUAAGUACUUCACACAAAAGGAUCUCCCUCAUCCCAAAGAGCUUCUUCUCUAAUAUUGUACACAUGAUGGUUUUCAAUUGGUACUUAGUAAGCAUAUUUUGUAUUUUAAACUGAAUGUUUAUUAUCUAGUUCCCUAAACUGAUAGUACUGUUAAAAGAUUUUUAGUAUAACUUUUUUCUAUUUUCUAUGACUUGUCCUGCCUGACCCAUUCUCAACUUUAAACGAUAAUUUGGUCGAUGAGGUAAGCGCAGUAGCAUAAGUUAAUUUUUUCUAUUGUAAAGAGCUUUCACUGUAAAGAAAAAUAGAUCAGAACCAUCACCAUUAGAAAAAUGAGGACCCUUAGGAGGCUGGCUCAGCAAUAUUGUUGAACCAGACCUUCCAUGGGCUGUCUUGUCUGAUGUAAAGUCUAAAUAUCACUAAGGUAACUCUGACCAUCUUUCAUCAUUGUAUUGGUCACCUUAUAAAACUGAAGGGGUGCUUUUGUACUUUUAUCAAUUUAUGGUACGUUUCUUUAACUAUGAAUGUAAAUCUUCAAUCGUGCCGAGAUGCAUUCUAUACUUUGAUACAUGGCUUUUGCAGCAGUAUCAAGUUUAAGCAGAUAUUUGUCCAUUUUUGGUCAUCUUUUAGUGAAAUUGUCAAAUAAAACCAAUUGUAAUUUU